Messenger RNA from Prunus armeniaca (apricot), 585 nucleotides. Lineage: Eukaryota; Viridiplantae; Streptophyta; Magnoliopsida; Rosales; Rosaceae. The record is from the annotation of a GenBank genome assembly.
AUGGUCACAAAGUUCAUGCAAAGUCCUCUCACACCUCACAAAGAAGCUGCUGAUCAAUUACUACGUUAUUUAAAAGGAAUUCCAGGUCAAGGAAUCCUUUUACCAGUUUCAAAUAAUUUUCAAUUAACAGCUUAUUGUGAUUCUAAUUGGGCUAGUUGUCCAAUGACGAUAAGGUCUACAACUAGUUUCUUCAUACUCCUUGGACAAAGUCUAAUUUCACGGAAAACAAAGAAGCAAGUUACUGUUUCUUGUUCAUCUUCUGAAGCGGAAUACAGAGCAAUGACUGUAACUACUUGUGAACUUCAGUGGUUACGAUAUCUUGUUCAUGACCUUGGCAUGCCACACUCAACACCAAGUUUGCUUUAUUGUGAUAACCAAGCUGCCUUACACAUAGCUGCCAAUUCGGUUUUUCACGAGCGUACUAAACAUAUAGAACUUGAUUGUCAUGUUACUCGAGAAAAGAUCCAAGAUGGUACUAUUCGAACUGCUUAUAUUCCUUCAAUAGACCAAAUUGCAGAUGUGUUUACCAAAUAUUUAGGGAAAGAUCAAUUUCAGCGACUUAAAGGCAAGAUCUCCACACUCUAG